AGACAUUGUGCAGAUACAGAUUUUAUUUGUCAUAAUGAAUUAUUUGUGUGCUUGGAACAUAAAGGGGAAUAGAUAUCAAAAACAAAAUAAACAUUUUUACUUGGUAGUGGUGAAAUAGUUAUUUUAAACACUGGUAUCAGCGCAGAAUUUCACCCGUUCAUCAGUGCAUCCCUAAUUCCAUUACACGUCGCUACAGACUCUGUUUGUCUGACAGAUCUAAUCAAUCUGUACAGCACUCACCGGCUUUGUAAUCUCUCAGGUGCAUACUCUACAGCCGUAAUCUCAGGUGACCAGGUCACCAGGAGAGCGGGGCUUGGACGAAAGACAAGCAGAUUAGCCGAGAAAACGCUGAUAGAGCAGUUUCCUUGCUGGCAGGCAUUGGAAGUUAAUGCUGUGACAACAUCACACGCGUCUCCUUGAAGGUUUUCCAGUGCGUGAUGCUAAAUUAUCUCUGUGACGUCAGAUGAAUUAUGGUUUUGAUAUUACCUAGGACGAAUGCAGUUUAGUUUUUAGGGCAUUUUUGUAUUUAAAAGAGAAAAAAAAUCUUUUCAACUCGAAGUUGGUCUAAGGUAAUCUCUCCAUGCUUCGGAGAAAGAGAAGGAACUGCAGCCUGGAGGUUUUUCCAGUGGAUACCUCAGUAAAUGCCUCUCAGAUGUUCCAUGUGCUGCUGCUGUUGUUGUAAGACACAAAAAGCCAGCAGGAUGGAGGUGUCCUGCCUGGAGCUGGCGCUGGAGGGUGAGCGCCUCUGUAAGGUGGGUGACUACAAAGCAGGCGUCUCCUUUUUUGAAGCUGCCAUCCAAGUGGGCACAGAGGACCUCCAGGUGCUCAGUGCCAUCUACAGCCAGCUUGGAAAUGCCUACUUCCACCUGCAAGACUAUGCCAAGGCCUUGGAGUUCCACCGGCACGAUCUCACCUUGACGAGGACAAUUGGCGACCUGGUCGGAGAGGCCAAAGCCAGCGGUAACCUCGGCAACACAUUGAAGGUGCUGGGUCGGUUCGAUGAGGCUGUGGUUUGCUGUCAGAGGCACUUGGACAUAGCCAGAGACAUGAAUGACAAGGUGGGGCAAGCGAGGGCACUCUAUAAUUUUGGGAAUGUGUACCAUGCCAAAGGCAAAAGUAUCUGCUGGAGCGGAGCUGAGCCCGGAGAUUUCCCAGAAGAUGUCAUGAUGGCACUGAGGAAAGCAGCAGAGUACUAUGAGGCAAACUUGGCGAUAGUGAAGGAGCUUGGAGAUCGAGCUGCUCAGGGUCGAACUUAUGGCAACCUUGGCAACACACACUACCUGCUGGGAAACUUUCGCAAAGCUGUAGCUUCUCAUGAACAGCGUUUGCUCAUUGCUAAGGAGUUUGGGGAUCGAUCAGCAGAGAGGCGGGCUUGCUGCAACUUGGGGAAUGCGUAUAUCUUUUUGGGGGAAUUUGAAGUGGCAGCUGAACAUUACAAGAAGACACUGCAGUUGGCGAGGCAGUUAAAGGACCGAGCCGUGGAAGCUCAGGCCUGCUACAGUCUCGGCAACACCUACACACUUCUGCAGGACUAUGAGAGAGCCAUAGACUAUCACCUCAAACAUCUCAUCAUAGCUCAAGACCUCAAUGACAGGAUUGGUGAGGGCCGUGCGUGCUGGAGUCUUGGAAAUGCCUACACUGCACUGGGAAACCAUGACCAAGCCAUGCACUUUGCUGAGAAACACCUGGAGAUCUGCAGAGAGACUGGAGACAGAAGCGGGGAGCUGACAGCUCGUAUGAAUGUAUCUGAUCUCCAGACACUUUUGGGUUUGAGCUACAGCACAAAUACCUCCACUGUUUCCGAAAAUAAGGAUAUCGACUACAGCCUGCACGGAGCCAGGCCCAGGAUGAGCAAACGACAUAGCAUGGAGAACCUGGAGCUGGUGAAGCUUACUCCAGACAAAGUAAAUGGUCAAAAGUGGAACAGCGACAUCUUGACCAAACAGUCCAAACCCUCGCUGGCUAAGAGCUCCUCCAAGCUCUUCUUUGUUGGUCGUCUGCGAGGGAAGAAGUGCAAGUCUGGUGGCUCCAGUAAGGUCCUCCAGGACACCAGCAAUACCCUGGAUACCAGUCAGCCACCUGCACAGGGACCACAAAAACGACUCAGCCCCGACAUGCUCGGAGACGACGGUUUCUUUGACCUGCUGAGCCGAUUCCAGAGCAACCGCAUGGAUGACCAGCGAUGUUCGAUACAGGACCGAGGCAGCAGGUUAUCGCUAAACAGCGGCCCAGAGUCACCUCCCAGGACCAUCAGGAAAUCCAUGUCAGAGUCUGCCAAUGUGUCAGGCGCUCAGGGCAGGCGCUUAGAGGAGUCAUCAGCAGCAGGGGGGAGCCUGCCAGGACUCAGGCUCAACCAAAACAGCAACCAGGCCGUGCUCAGCCACCUGAUGGCCAACGCUGACAGCGCUGAGCCUGAUGAUGACUUCUUUGAUAUGCUUGUCAAGUGCCAGGGCUCCCGUUUGGAUGACCAGCGGUGUGCUCCUCCCCCUCCUCCAGUCCGAGGGCCCACCGUACCAGAUGAGGACUUCUUCAGCCUCAUCAUGCGGUCGCAGGCCAAACGAAUGGACGAACAACGCGUCACCCUGCCUUCUGCUGCAAACGCUGCAUCUAGGCCAAGCUCCAACUAAACAAAGCACUAAAGGGACUGUGAGGUCUUUUGUUUAAUGAAGGUGUGGACAGUAUCGUGAUGGACCAGUGAUCACUUCCUUGUCCUUUAGGACAACACAUAGCAUUAUCAGCACUGUAUGCAGUUGACAGUAUGGGGGGGCGGGGGAACUCAGAUUAACAAGGACUUUUCACACAGCUUGUACAAAGAUGAACUCAGAGUAGCAUCAGGGACAAAAGUGUUUUUUUAAUAAUUGUUUUUAAUAAUUCUGUACUGCUGCAUACUCUCACUUCACCCUGUGUAUUUUUAAAUACACCACUGCAGGUAUGUUUGUAUUUAUUGUUCUUGUCCCAUGAACUGCCGUCCCACUGCUAUGAAGUAGUAGAGGUAUACUCAUAGUGGUGUUUUAAAUCACUCUUUUCAUGUAUUACAGCCCUUUACAGAUGUGGCAUACAUGGCAGUGUGCGUGUCUUGUGCGUGUCUGUUUGAUGUGAUUUCAUGGAGUUUCUGAGUUGUGCCAUGUUGCAAGUAAAAUGUAAAUGUUUGAAGGUGUGAUCUGUUCUGAUUUCUGUGGAAACUUUUCAUGAAAAAGUGACCAUGGUGCUUUAUGAAUCUCAUUGAGAAGAGUGUGUGUCUGUUUGUAUGAGGUUUUUGUUUGAGUUAAGUUCCUGAAGUCGCACAGGAGGCACUUACAAAAGCUACUAUGAGCAAACUGAUAAAGUAUGGAUUUAACCCAUGUACAGUCCGUGUCUCUUACCCUUUUGUACUAAAUACUAUGAGUUCAGAGGAAUAAAACAUGUCUGUUCAUGUA
This is a messenger RNA of Maylandia zebra (zebra mbuna), 3416 nucleotides long. It is a transcript of the gene gpsm2, whose product is annotated as G protein signaling modulator 2. The record is from RefSeq and is a predicted model, not a curated record. Lineage: Eukaryota; Metazoa; Chordata; Actinopteri; Cichliformes; Cichlidae. Gene Ontology annotation, molecular function: G-protein alpha-subunit binding; GDP-dissociation inhibitor activity. Gene Ontology annotation, biological process: establishment of mitotic spindle orientation. Gene Ontology annotation, cellular component: cell cortex.